UUUCCUAAACCCACUGUGUGGUUCCUCUUCCCAACCUGUCCGCAGUACCGUCCGUCCGUUCAGCGCAGCUUGGAACCGUCCAGAGCAACAUGCAGGAUGGCGAGCGUGGAGACAGCAGCCGAACACGAACGCAUCCUGCGGGAAAUCGAGAGCACGGACACCAACUGCAUCGGGCCGACACUCCGGUCGGUGUACGACGGUCAGGAACAUGGCCUCUUCAUGGAGAAGCUCGACGCUCGGAUCAGGAACCACGACAGAGAGAUUGAGAAGAUGUGCAACCAUCACUUCCAGGGUUUCGUCGACUCCAUUACUGAGCUGCUCAAAGUCCGAGGAGAGGCCCAGAAGCUGAAGAGUCAGGUGACUGAAACCAACGUACGACUUCAGGAAGAUGGGAAAGUGCUCAUCGGUUCGAUGGAGGAGCUGAAACAGUGCCGCGUGCAGCAGAGGAACAUCGCCACCACCAUAGACAAGCUGGCUCACUGCCUGCCAGUUCUGGAGAUGUACAGCCGACUGCAGGAGCAAAUGAGAGCCAAAAGGUACUACCCUGCGUUACGGACUUUAGAGCAACUGGAACACACGUGUCUCCCCAGAGCCGGCCAGUACCGGUUCUGCUCCAUCAUGGCUGAGAACAUCCCCAAGCUGAGGACGCACAUCCGGGACACGGCCAUGACGCAGCUGCGAGACUUCCUGGAGAGCAUCCGCAAACACUCGGACAAGAUCGGAGAGACGGCCAUCAAACAGGCUCAGCUGCAGCGCUCGCUGGACAGCUCCGUCACCCUGCAGCCCAGAGCUCUGAUUGGCCGGCGCGGCAGGAAGGAGGCGGCGGUGGUAACAGAGGGCAGCGGAGAGGGCGGCAGUCCCCUGUCUGAACAGGACUCUAGCAUUCUGGACGUGGAGGAUGAAGAGGAGGAAGAUGUCCCAGGAGCUCAGGAUCUGGUGGAUUUCUCCCCAGUGUACCGCUGCCUCCAUAUCUACACUGUGCUGGGUUUGCGUGAUGUGUUUGAGAACUACUACAGAAAGCAGAGGAGGAAACAAGCUCGCCUCGUACUGCAGCCGCACUCUAACAUGCAUGAAACCCUGGAGGGAUACAGGAGGUACUUCAAUCAGAUUGUCGGCUUCUUUGUCGUGGAGGACCACAUCCUUCACACCACCCAGGGGUUGGUCAACAAAGCCUACGUGGAGGAGCUCUGGGAGUUGGCUUUGUCUAAAAUUGUCGCUGCCUUGAGGACGCACUCUUCGUACUGUGACGACCCGGACCUGGUUCUGGAUCUGAAGAACCUCAUCGUCCUGUUUGCCGACACUUUGCAGGGUUAUGGUUUCCCCGUUUCCCAGCUGUUUGACAUGCUACUGGAAAUGAGGGAGCAGUACGGAGAAAUCCUGCUGAAGCGAUGGAACAUCACUUUCAGGCAGAUUCUGGACCAGGACAACUUCAGUCCAAUCCCAGUUUCUACAGAGCAGGAAUACAGACAGUACACGUCUCAAUUUCCCCUCCAAGACCCGGAACUGGAAAAGCUUAGCUUCCCCAAGAAGCUUCCCUUCUCUGAGUUUGUGCCAAAAGCCUACUGCCAGCUGAAAGAGUUCAUCUAUGCUUGCCUGAAAUACUCUGAGGAUCUUCAUCUCAGUUCCACAGAGAUCGACGACAUGAUCCGCAAGUCGACGAAUCUGCUGUUGACCCGAACCCUCAGUAACUGCCUUCAGUACGCCAUUAAGAAAAACGUGGGCCUGGCAGAGUUGGUGCAGGUGAUCAUCAACACCACCCACCUGGAGCAGAGUUGCCACUUCCUGGAGGAGUUCAUAACCAACAUAACAAACGUCCCGCCUGAAACGGCCAACGCCACCAAACUGUACGGGACCGCAACGUUUAAGGACGCCCGCCAUGCGGCCGAGGCGGAGAUCUACACCAGCCUGAAUGCCAAGAUCGACCAGUUUCUGCAGCUGGCGGAUUACGACUGGAUGUCUGCGGCGCAGAGCAGCGGCGGUCUGACGACCAGCGACUACCUGGUCGACCUCAUCACGUUUUUGAGGAGCACGUUCAGCGUCUUCACCAACCUGCCGGGGAAAGUCGCCCAGACGGCCUGCAUGUCGGCCUGCAAGCACAUCUCCACCUCCCUGAUGCAGCUGCUGCUCGACCCAGAGGUCCGGCAGAUCUCAAUCGGUGCUCUGCACCAGCUCAACGUCGACCUCAAGGAGUGCGAGAGUUUUGCCAGAGCCGGCCCGGUCGCAGGCUUCCAGGGUGACACGUUGCUUCUGGCCUUCAGUGACUUGAGACAAUUACUGGAUCUUUUCACCCAGUGGGAUUGGUCCACUUACCUGGCCGACUACGGGAAAUCCACCUGCAAAUACCUGCGAGUCAACCCACACACUGCGCUGGCCCUGCUGGAGAAGAUGAAGGAGACGAGCAGGAAGAAUGUCGUUCUCGCCCAGUUCAAGAAGGCAGACAGAGACCGACAGAAGCUCAUCGACACCGUCAUCAAACAGCUACGCAACCUCAUCGCGCAGCAUCACGCCUAAACGGAGCCUCCUGAUUGGUCAGGAGCGCCUUCCUUCGGCCAAAAAUCAAAACUAGCAUGACGUUUUGGCUUUCAUUUCCAUCCGAUCUCCUGCUCCAUAGUUGCUAACACAGCUGCCGUCUGCUAGCAAAUCCUCGUAGAAAGCUGCUGAGCCUUUAUUUUGGUCGAGAAGCAGCAGAUUUAUGAGCCAAAUCUAAAGGUGCUGCUCCUGAACUUCGUCCAUGCUGUCAGGUUUGACUUAUUUCUCCAUAUGGUGCCAGAUGUACGGAAGUCCUGAAAGGCCAAAUGAGAAAAUAAAACAUUUUCAAAGUCUGUCCAAAUUUUUGACUUCUCUCAACUUCAGAAGUCAAGAGAAAAGUAAAACAAAGAUUUUUUUUCAUCAUGGAUUGUUUUUGGUCAAAUUGGAGAAAAAAAAAUUUCAAUUGACAAUAUUUCAUUCUAGAUUGUUUGUUGUACUUUUACAACUUUUAAGGUCAAUAAAAAAACAAAAAAUUUGGUCAGACGUUGUAAAAAAACAAUUCUCAUUUGGCCUUUCAGGACUUCCACAUGAGCCCAGUGAUCCAUGAACGCCAAACUUAGCCUGAGACGCUUCCAUGUUUCCGACCGAACAGCUCGGUCUAAGAAGCGACUUUUAUCGUCUUCCACUUCGCUCGUCUUCGUUUCUUGUAGCACAACGAUGAAGCAAGUUGAAUGUACGUCUGAGAGAUUAUUCCGCCGUUUGUGAUGUCAUAUUAGGUUGCUGAGAAGCACUGAGAUAAAGUCUAAAAAAGACACAGUAAAUACAGAAUGUUACUGCAAUAUUUUCUUAAAGGGAUACAGUCUUAUUAAAUAAAAAAAAAGACACCCACUGGUUGUUGGUUCAAAAUGUACAAAUGGUCUAACAUUCAAAUGCAGACAUCACUUUAAAAAAAAAACACAAAUGGAACCAAAAUGGAAACGUUUUGUGAAACUAAGUGCACCUUUGGGUGUGUUUUCUUUUUAACACGACUGUAGUUUGGGUUCUGCGAAGUGGGGUUCAGUAAAAAGCCUAGAAACAUUAGUUUAAUGGGGGGGGAAAUCUAAAUUUAAGGAAUAUUUGGGUUCUGUGGCCUAAAUAUGAGCAGUCACUAUCUUACCAGAUUCAGUCUCAGUAAUCCUUGUUUGGAAAACACUUCCUAGUUUAUGGAAUAUUAGCAAAUGUGUGGCGCAAUUAUCAGCACUCAACAUCUCAUCUUGACUGAACAACAACCUAAUUUUGGAGAUAUUAGAGAUUUAUUCAAAAGCGGGGUUCUGUGGAGCAAUCAUGAGCUGUCAGUAUCACACCCAAGUAGAAUUCAACCAUUUUAAAAUUAAAAUAAAAAAUCUUGACACUGUUGUCAUUUUAGCAUUAACGGGUCAUUGACAUAGCAGCAAAAGGUACA
Poeciliopsis prolifica (blackstripe livebearer) is the source of this 3910-nucleotide messenger RNA. It is a transcript of the gene exoc6b, whose product is annotated as exocyst complex component 6B. Gene Ontology annotation, cellular component: membrane; exocyst. The record is from RefSeq and is a predicted model, not a curated record. NCBI's taxonomy places the organism in Eukaryota, Metazoa, Chordata, Actinopteri, Cyprinodontiformes, Poeciliidae. Gene Ontology annotation, biological process: Golgi to plasma membrane transport; exocytosis; intracellular protein transport.